This is a messenger RNA of Ceratitis capitata (Mediterranean fruit fly), 1302 nucleotides long. RefSeq names its product protein angel (gene angel). Lineage: Eukaryota; Metazoa; Arthropoda; Insecta; Diptera; Tephritidae. The transcript has a single exon. The record is from RefSeq and is a predicted model, not a curated record. Bases 75 to 1220 code for a protein of 381 amino acids. Gene Ontology annotation, molecular function: 3'-5'-RNA exonuclease activity.
UAAUUAUAAAUUAAGUUCCUUAGGCCAAAACGGACCCAUAGCCUUUCACACAGCAUACGAAUGUGAUUUGUGAAAUGUUUAAAACUUUUAUUAGCAGUUUCAAUACAAAUAAUUUAUUGAAUGUUGCUAAAUCGUUAAGAAGUAAAUACUGUGAACAAGUCUUAUACAUCCAGGCAAACUCGAUUAGCCGUUGGAAGCGUUCAAGCAAAAUGACCCGCACUUGGGAGAGAGCUAUGGGAGGGGCUGGAAAAGGAACUAGUGGCGGUAGUAAAGUCUACACAUUAUUAUCGUACAAUAUUCUUGCACAGGAUUUGUUAGUAGAGCAUUUACAUCUAUAUAUGGGCAUUGAGCCGUCAAUGUUACGUUGGGAUCAUAGACUUUUGCGUUUGACGGAGGAGAUUCAGCAUAUAAAACCAGAUAUACUCUGUUUACAAGAAAUGCAAUUCAAUCAUAUCAGAAAUUUUGUCAAGCAUAUUAGCUUCAAAAGACAAUUGGAAUAUGUGUUCAAAAAGAAAACUGGCCAUCGGACAGACGGUUGCGCAAUUAUUUACGAUAAAAACAAAUUUCGAUUACUAGCCGACUUACCUGUGGAAUAUUAUACCAAAGGCCAUGCAAUUUUAAAUCGUGACAAUGUUGCCUUACUAGCCAUGUUCUCCGUUAGAAAUGAACCGAGCAAAAAAUUUAUUGUAGCAACAACGCAUUUACUUUACAAUCCAAAGAGGCAAGAUGUCAGAAUUGCACAAGUGGAAAAACUGAUAGCAGCCUUACAGCAAUUCUCAGUUGAAAAUGAAAACGGCAAAAGUGUACCACUUCCCGUGAUAUUAACAGGAGAUUUUAACUUCGAACCCAAAACAAGACCGUAUCAAAUACUAUGUGAGCAGUGUAAAGAUCCGCCAAUUUGUGAAAGAUUUAACAAACAUGACGAAGGAAGUGGUAGCAACCAAGAAGCUAGUAAAGAGUAUUAUUUGAAAACGCCCAAGGGAAAUAAUUUGCAAAUGGCUCCAAUAGAUUUCGGUAUGCAUACUGCUUCAACAUUUCAAGAAAGAUGGAUAACAGUUGACUACAUUCUGCAAUCAGUUGACGAAAACCGUCAAAAGAUACAAAUCCAAUCGGCUUACACGCUACCAAAAAUAAAUGACUGCAUACGUACUGGAUUAAUACCUAAUAAGCAUCUGGGUUCAGAUCACUACUCACUAGGAAUACAAUUUUCAGUACUUUAACAUUUGACUUUAAUUUGUUCAAUAAAAAGUGAAUUGUUGAAUAAAAAUAUCACCACUACAAGCUAUAAGGCCUAAAAGUAUU